AAUCAAGCGCAACACACACAACUCAUUUUAUGCAUAAACAUUUAGCUGUAGUAGACUAUAAUUAUAACACUGUGAAUUACCAUAGCUAAAUAUGAGUGGGGUCUAGCAAGAAUGUCACUGUAGAUUGUACGGUUGCACGGUAGUAAAACUUAGUUACUAUACUUCGGCUAACAGCAAUAGUCAACAUACCUUCAUCAAUUAAAGGAUGCCUACUGUCAGACGUCGCGCUGCUAAAGAGACAGGUGCGUCCAGCGGACAGUCUCAUGCUGCAGAACCAGCAUCAGAAAUAGAGCCAUCUUCAGAGGUGUCUGUCCCAGAAAAUGACUCUGACAGUGACUUUGAGGAGUCAAAGGUAGUUGGUAAAGGGAAAAGGAAGAGGAAGGAUGAGGGACCGCCUGCUAAACGGAAAAAGGGAGAAAUUCCAUCUGCAACACGCAAGAAAAGUCAGGAAGAAGAAAGAGGAUCAGGAAGUCUUUUUGAGGUUGUCAAAACUGGAAAAGCUUCUCUGCAGGCUGUUGUGGAUGACUGGAUCGAAGGGUACAAGCUGGAUCGUAAUGCUGCCCUUUUGGAGCUGAUACAGUUCUUUAUCCAAUGUUCUGGUUGCCGUGGGCAGAUCACUCCAUACAUGUAUGCAAACAUGGAGCAUGCUGAGAUUAUCCGAAAAAUGACAGAGGAGUUUGACGAGGAAAGUGGUGACUACCCUCUUAUAAUGACUGGCCCUCAAUGGAAGAAGUUUCGUUCUGGCUUUUGUGAGUUUGUGCAAGUUCUGGUGAGGCAGUGCCAGUAUAGCAUCAUUUAUGAUCAAUAUAUGAUGGACAAUGUUAUCUCUCUUCUCACGGGCUUGACGGAUUCCCAGGUUCGUGCAUUCAGGCACACAAGUACACUGGCAGCCAUGAAGCUGAUGACUGCUCUAGUAGAUGUGGCCUUGAACCUGAGCAUCAACCUUGACAACACACAAAGACAAUAUGAAGCUGAGCGUGCCAAGCAGCAGAACAAACGUGCUGGCGACCGACUGGAGUUGCUUAUGACAAAGCGACAGGAGCUUGAGGAGAAUCAGGCAGAAAUUCGCAAUAUGCUGACGUACAUUUUUAAAGGUGUUUUUGUCCAUCGUUACAGAGAUACUCAGCCGGAAAUCAGGUCAAUCUGCAUGACGGAAAUUGGAGUUUGGAUGAAGAAGUACCCUAAUAUGUUUCUUGAUGACAGCUACCUGAAAUACGUGGGCUGGACACUUUAUGACAAGGUUGGUGAUGUCAGGAACUGUUGCCUAAAAACUCUGGCACCUCUUCAUGAAUCUCCAGAUCUAGCAAGCAAAUUAGAACUUUUCACCAACAGAUUCAAGGAUCGGAUUGUUGAGAUGACAUUAGACAAAGAAUAUGAUGUGGCUGUUCAGGCUAUCAAGCUAGUCAUCAACAUUCUAAAAAACAGUGAUCAUGUUCUGACGGACAAAGAUUGUGAAAAUGUGUAUGAGCUUGUGUACUCCUCACACAGGCAAGUAGCACAGGCUGCUGGUGAGUUUCUCAAUACCAAGCUGUUCCAGCGUGAUGAUGAGGCUACAAAGCACCUUAAAACUGCCAAAGGCAAGAAAAGAAGUCCCAAUACACCUCUCAUUCGAGACUUGGUGCAAUUCUUCAUUGAGAGUGAACUACAUGAGCAUGCUGCCUACUUGGUGGACAGCCUCUGGGAGAUCAAUGAAAUGAUGAAAGACUGGGAGUGCAUGACAGACCUUCUGCUUGAAGAACCAGGCAGAGGCGAGGAACCUCUUGAUGACAGGCAAGAAACCAGUCUUAUUGAGAUCAUGGUAUGCUGUGUCAAGCAAGCUGCUACUGGGGAAUCCCCUGUUGGACGUGGUCCCAACAGAAAACUCACUGCCAGAGAAGCCAAGCAGGUGGCAGAAGACAAGACUAAACUGACAGAGCACUUCAUAGUCACAUUGCCUCAGUUGUUACUUAAGUACCUCAUGGAUCCUGAAAAAGUGGCCAAUCUCCUGCAAAUUCCUCUUUAUUUUGACCUGGACAUUUACACUUCCAGCAGACAAGAAAAGAAUUUAGAGGCUUUGCUGAGGUACCUUCAUGAAAUUGUAGAGAAGCAUACAGAUGGUGAGGUGCUGGAAUCCUGCUCUCGGUGCUUUGAAAACCUCUGUAGUGAAGAGUAUGCUAUUGCAGGGAAAUGUGAUGUUGCUCGCAAGACACUUAUUGAUAGCCUUGUUGUCAAGUUCCGUGACUCCGUCCAAGAAUUUUUUGCUGAGGGAGAGCAGCCAGAUGAUGAAGAAGUUUUUGCCCUUCUUGCAAGUCUCAAGCGCAUUUAUGCCUUUUAUUGUUGUCAUGAUCUGACCAACUGGGAAUUGUGGGAGGACCUGUUUCAUAUUAUCAAGACAGCAAAUGAAGGUGCCAGCAUUUCAGAAGAUAUUAUUUGUCGGUCUGUUGCUGCCUGCUCAAUGGCUAUCUUGUGGUAUCGUCAUCGUAUUAAUGAAGACAACCCAGACAAGGAACAAAUGAAAAUUCUGAAGCAGCGCUUAGAUAACUACCUGAAGAACUGCCAUGACUUAUUGUUCCACCACCAUGAGAAAGUGGGUGCAGAGGCAUAUGUGUCCAUAUGUGACCUGCUGAUAGUGUUUAGCAAACACCUGGGAGACAACCCAAAUUUAAAGCCCCUUGUGUUUGAAGUGGAUCGCAGGCUACAGUCACACCUAAGCAACUUCCUUACAGAGAAAGUCUUCGUGGAGGAUGAUGAUGAUGAUGUAGAUGAAAAUGUCAAAAUUGAAGAGCUGCACAAGCGGCGGAACUUCCUUGCCUGUUUCUGCAAGCUCGUUGUCUACAACGUCAUCAGCAUCAAAGUGGCUGCAGAUAUGUUUAAACAUUACAUGAAAUUCUACAAUGACUAUGGUGACAUUAUUAAAGCUACACUUAGCAAAGCUAGAGAAAUCAACAAAGUCAACACUGCCAAAACUCUUGCCAUGAGUCUAACACAGCUGUACAAGGAGCUGCAGGCUGAACAAGGAGAGAUCGACAGAUCCUCUGACGCCUUCCAGUCAAUCAAAGAACUGGCAAGGCGUUUCUCCUUGUCCUUUGGAUUGGACCAGGUGAAAAACAGAGAGGCCGUAGCAGCCAUGCACAGGGAAGGAAUUGUGUUCAGUCUUACACUACCAGAGAACUCGCAACCUACCACUGGUGCUCCCCCCAACCUUUCCUUCAUGGAAGUGCUGUGCGAGUUCACCAACAAACUCAUGAAGCAAGAUAAAAAGACAGUGCUAAACUACCUCAACAAACAUCUUGCUGGUGGAGUCCCUGCAAAUCAUGGGGAUGAAUGGCAACCCCUUUGGACUUACCGAAACUCGCUGUUGCAGGGAGAAGAGCAAAUCAACCCAAUCACCCUCAAGCAAGCAUCUGCCAAGCGCUACGGCAAACGGCGUGUUGAUGCAUCUGGGGACAUUUCGUCCAGCAGUUUUGGUGACGCCCAAACACCUGGUCCCAUGGGCAUGCCACAGAUGACCUCAACAGCUACCAAACGGCACCACCCUGAAAUGGAUGAUAUGUCUGAGCAAGGUUCUGAAGCAGACUUCGAUGAUGUCCACAUCAAUUUUGUGUCACGAAGCACAGGUACGGCAGGUCAGUCUGGAGGUGCUUCGGUGGUUCCACCUGCGCAGGUGUCCUGGAUGAACAAUCAAAAACACCAACAGCAGCAACCCCAGCAGCAGGAUGUACAACGACAGCUUGAUCCUAACUACUCUCGUCACAUGCAGCCUUUGACCCAGACGGCACAGAUGAAUUUGUCUUCAGAAGGAGCAGCCAUCAGCGAGUAUGAUACACCAUCAUCCGUCAGCAGCAGCAGUUCUAGCCAGCAGCACAGCCUACAGUACUACCGCCACUCCCCACACCCACAGGCCAUGACCUCACAGGGUCAUGCUGUCAUGACCCCCCAGCCACAACAGCCAUUGACUCCACAGCAGCAGAGCCAGUACUAUCCCCACCAUGCAGGUGGGGGCAGCGGAGGGGCUAUUUUUGAGGAGGGAUCUUCCUCCCAGUAUAUAGACGAUACAUCGCACCAGCAACAGCAGCCGCCUCACAUGGUACCUCCUGCUUACUCUGAUCUGGGCAGUCACAGCAGUUACUAAAAUCACACCAGCAAGUCGACAUAAUCCCAUCCACCAUGACUGCAAAUUAGGAACCAGGAAGAUGCCUGCCUGAUAUCACUUUCUGUGCAGCUUGAUACAGCAAUGUCCAGACAGCAAAUCUGGGACUCCACAACCUCUCUAAGCAUUUGCUUUGUGUUUGCUGCUCAACUCAGAAUGUGACAUUGAAGAACUAGUGGGUUGCAAAAUCUUUUUUGAGCAUGUCUAACAGGGUAAAGCUUGACUCAAGAUGCUAUUUCCCAAAGUGUGGGUGUAUACCUACCUUCCAUUCUUAAGACAUAAGCUUGCAUACAGACAUCACCAUACACAGAAAAGCUUGACCUUUCAUUUGUACACUACAUGUAAUUUGUCAAAUCAAUGGUUCAAGCCUCAAGUGGGAGAUCACAGCAAAUGAACACACUUCUUAAAAGUCAAAUUUGGUUUACAGUCUAUGAUUCACCUUGUUAGUUAUUCAAAUCACACACACACAUACAUGCUGCACAUAUUUUGGUGCAUGUCAUCUUACAGCUUUGUCUACUCACUUGUUCAUUUUCAUGAUUUGAUUAUGUUACUUGUGCAUCGUCACACAUUGUACACUUUUUCAUUGCUGCAGUCCUUCUGCAAUAACACCAGUCCACAUUUCUAGGCGUUUUCAUAAUUUUAAAUUAAAAAUCAAAUUAUUUCUACUAUCUCUCAUUCAUGGUCCACUUUCAUAAUCUAACUUAUUAACUUAUUAAGGUGACAAGUCUUCUGUAGCUAAGUAUAGCUAUCAAAAUUGCAAGUUCCAAAAAUCAUUUGUUAAUGAUUAUCUAAUAUAAAGAGUUGAAUCUAGUCAUGAUUUAUGUGAACAGGAACAUGUUUCUGUCUCCUUAUAAUUAAAAAAAAAACUUGCUUGUUGUGUCUAAGUAAUCAUUGUUAUGUUGUACAGCAUUUCAUUAAAAAAAGAUGCAAUGUU
This is a messenger RNA of Pomacea canaliculata, 5063 nucleotides long. RefSeq names its product cohesin subunit SA-1-like. Lineage: Eukaryota; Metazoa; Mollusca; Gastropoda; Architaenioglossa; Ampullariidae. Gene Ontology annotation, biological process: sister chromatid cohesion. The coding region runs from base 206 to 4111 and encodes 1301 amino acids. The transcript has 34 exons. Gene Ontology annotation, cellular component: cohesin complex; chromatin; nucleus. Gene Ontology annotation, molecular function: chromatin binding. The record is from RefSeq and is a predicted model, not a curated record.